This is a messenger RNA of Pseudogymnoascus destructans, 357 nucleotides long. RefSeq lists its product as uncharacterized. Gene Ontology annotation, molecular function: zinc ion binding; nucleic acid binding. Lineage: Eukaryota; Fungi; Ascomycota; Leotiomycetes; Thelebolales; Thelebolaceae. The transcript is spliced from 2 exons. The record is from RefSeq and is a predicted model, not a curated record. The coding region runs from base 1 to 357 and encodes 118 amino acids.
AUGAACAAUAAUUUAGAGGCGUCGGCGUCGAAGCCGACUCGAACCACACCCGCUCUGUUCACCCAAACCGCGUUCCUCCCCAAGCUAGCCAUACCGGAACCGUCGAAGCCGACUCGAACCACACCCGCUCUGUUCACCCAAACUGCGUUCCUCCCCAAGCUAGCCAUACCGGAACGUGUGAGAACCGCAGUCCCUGCGCCCUCAGGGAACUGUUUCAAGUGUGGCAAGCCCGCCCAUUUCCAGGACAAAUGCCCGCUCAAUGCUACUGUCAAGGAAAUCGACCGUAACGACCCCGAGGCAGAAGAACAAUGGGAAGAAGCCGUUAUUUAUAUUUAUGGCUACGGACAUAGACUAUGA